UAUAAGAAGAACCAUAUAUCUCUACAACAGUUAAAAUAACCUUUGUUGUUACUACUCAUAUUUUGCAUCAAUGGCUUUCAAGUCUUCGAGUUUGUGGAAAUCUAUGGCUGCUCGUGUUAGCGCAAAUUCUGCAUUUGCAAAAUCAAAUGUUACCAAAUGGAGGUCAUACGCCAGUACUGCUGAGCAUCCAGAAGCUAAGCACAGGGGAUCCAUGAAAGGAGAUUUCGUUCCGGUGUACGUAUCGCUGGGACUAAUAGCGCUAUCGGUGGGUUUUGGGUUACAAACUGCGAAGCAUCAGCUGACUCGGGCACCCAAUGUGUCUGUGAAGAAAUCAAGGAGGGAAACUAUACCCGAAGUCACUGAACCGGAGGAGGUUGUAGACGAAGCAGUCAAAUUCAUAAGGAAAUCCUUCUUCCGAAGAGUGGCUCAUGUUCAGGAUUUUGAUAAUCAAUCUGUCAUGCAUUAUCCUAUACGUGGGGAUGUUCUUGCAAGGGAACCUCACACUGAGACAUUGAAAUCCGUGGGAGUGAAUCCGUAAUUGAAAUAAGCUUUAUGCAUUUUGGAUCCAAGAUUUGCAAAUUGGAGAAUACAUUGAAGGCGAUGUGGCGACGUUUUCUCAUACUUUUUGAAGAGACGUAUAUAUAGCGUCGCAGCAUUAAAUAAAUAAAAAUGCCGAUAUGUAUGUAUGUAUGUAUGUAUUUCCAGCUAAUUAUGUUAUUAGUUGAACAAACAGCAGUUGUAUGCUUUACUUGGAUUUUAUGCUAGCUUUAAAGUUCUAGAAACAAGGCUGGAUAGCAAGUUUUCACUA
This is a messenger RNA of Solanum dulcamara, 808 nucleotides long. RefSeq lists its product as uncharacterized. The record is from RefSeq and is a predicted model, not a curated record. Lineage: Eukaryota; Viridiplantae; Streptophyta; Magnoliopsida; Solanales; Solanaceae. The transcript has 4 exons. Bases 71 to 538 code for a protein of 155 amino acids.